AUGGCUGUCACGGAGUCCAGGUUGCCGCCGGACUUUAUUUGGGGAUAUGCAACUGCCAGCUACCAAAUUGAAGGUGCUCAUGACGAGGAUGGUCGACUGCCUUCCAUCUGGGAUACCUUCAGUAAGACUGCAGGAAAAGUAGAAGACGGUACCAAUGGCGACGUGGCCUGCGACUCGUACCAUCGUACGCACGAAGAUAUCGCAAUACUAAAGCAAUACGGUGCUAAGCUUUACCGCUUUUCAUUGUCCUGGCCUCGAAUAAUCCCCUUGGGUGGCCGUAAAGACCCAGUCAACCAGAAAGGACUGGAAUUUUAUUCGAAAUUUAUAGAUGAUCUCCAUGCUGCCGGAAUUGAGCCGUUUGUCACCUUGUUUCACUGGGACCUUCCAGAUGAGCUGAUGAAAAGAUACGGCGGUCCUCUGAACAAGGAUGAAUUCGUAGCUGAUUACACGAAUUAUGUCCGUGUUGUCUUCCAGAGUCUCGGACACAAAGUUAAGCACUGGGUCACCUUCAACGAACCCUGGUGUAGUUCUGUGCUAGGCCACAAUAUUGGUAAGCAUGCACCAGGGAGGACAAGUGAUCGUACGAAGAAUCCAGUUGGAGACGGCACGCGAGAACCCUGGAUCGUUGGCCACUCCCUGUUAGUGGCGCACGGUACUGCUGUUGAUAUCUACCGCAAAGAGUUCAAACAAAUACAGGGAGGAGAAAUCGGCAUUACACUUAACGGUGACUGGGCUGAACCUUGGGAUCCGGAAGACCCUGAGGAUAUUGAAGCAUGUACUCGCAAACUUGAGUUCGCUAUAUCUUGGUUCGCUGAUCCGAUCUACCUUGGGAAAUAUCCAGAUAGCAUGGUGAAGCAACUGGGUGAUCGUCUUCCACCUCUUACACCCGACGAGGUUUCACUGAUCAAGGGUAGCAAUGAUUUCUACGGAAUGAAUCAUUAUUGCGCCAAUUACAUCCGCCAUCGAGAAGGAGAACCCGACCCAGACGAUACCGCCGGAAACCUUGACCAUCUCUUCGAAGACAAGUUCGGUAACUCGAUUGGACCGGAGACUAAUUGCGAAUGGCUUCGUCCGCAUCCUCUAGGGUUUAGAAAGUUGAUGAAAUGGCUCUCAGAGCGUUACGGAUACCCGAAGAUCUACGUCACCGAAAAUGGCACCAGCAUCAAGGGAGAAAAUGAUUUGCCCCUAGAGGAAUUGGUUAACGAUGAGUUCCGGGCUCAGUAUUACCGGGACUAUGUUGGAGCCAUGGCCGACGCUGCUGCUAUCGACGGGGUCAAUGUCAAGAAAUAUAUGGCCUGGAGUUUAAUGGACAAUUUCGAAUGGUCUGAAGGAUAUCAGUCCAGAUUUGGUGUCACUUACGUUGAUUAUAAGAACAACCAGAAGAGAAUUCCAAAGAAGAGCGCUUUUGUCGUUGGAGAAUUGUUCGACAAAUACAUUACAAAAGACUGA
Talaromyces atroroseus is the source of this 1449-nucleotide messenger RNA. RefSeq names its product Beta-glucosidase 1B. The transcript is spliced from 5 exons. The coding region runs from base 1 to 1449 and encodes 482 amino acids. Gene Ontology annotation, molecular function: beta-glucosidase activity. The record is from RefSeq and is a predicted model, not a curated record. Gene Ontology annotation, biological process: carbohydrate metabolic process. NCBI's taxonomy places the organism in Eukaryota, Fungi, Ascomycota, Eurotiomycetes, Eurotiales, Trichocomaceae.